GCUCUGUCAUGUUUCUGCCGCUGCUGGGUGCCUGUGCUGUGGUAGGGCCAUUCCAGGGCGCUGAGUGGGAGCCCGUGCAAGGCCUGCUCUCAGAGGAUCGCAGCUGCAGGAACCUUCGGUGCUGGGGCAACCUGCUGGUCCUCUGCCUCUUUGUGAUCUGGCAGGCUCAACAUUAUUGGCACCACAACAUCAGGACCUGCUCUAACAAGAAGAAGGUCAUCAAGGUGCCAUCAAAGAAUUGGGCGGUGUCCUCUGCGAGCUGUGACAUUUAUUUUGAUCUGGCCCCUGAAUUCCUUGUUAAUCCUGACCAACUCAGAGAACUGGAUACUCAUGUCCAACAGCGGGCACAGGAGAAGACAGAGGAGCAUGGGAGGACCCUCCAGGAAUCACAGACCCAGUAUUUGCUCUCUCAGCCGAAGCUAUGUCAGGAGCCACCUCAAGGUGUCCUCACCUGUGCUGAGCCCAUGUUUUGUGGCACUUCCUUUCCAAACACCUGUAUGGCUUCCCAGGACAAUUCCUGGGAAGCUGGGCAAGUACCCUGGUGUCUCAGUGAUGGCCAGACUUGCAAGCCACUGGCCCCUGCCCUGGAGGUGUGCCAGAGGCUGGAACAGCUGCUGGUCCACGCCCAGGAAGAGUUCAUGCCACUGCAGCCUGUUGUUAGCUUGAGGUCCCAGCCAACAGCCAUGACUUUAGCUACCUCUCUCACAAAGUUCCCAGCCACUCAGAGAGUUCAGGUCUCCUCCAGAGAGCUGCUGCCUUCUCCUUCCAACCAGAAGGGAGGCAUUCCCACAACAAAGUUUUGCAGCUGCCUACACGAGGCCUCGAAACCAGGGAGGGAAAAUCAGAUACAAGGUAGAGAGGAGGACAGUAGACAGACCCAGGCUGUGGUGUGGGUGAAGCAGAGAGAGAGCGUAGAGGAGAAUGCAUGGGAAAUCAAAGCAAAUGGAAAGCCACUCCCAGUAGACCGUGCAACGAAGGAGGCUGCAGAGAUCAAGGUCCUGGAGUGGGGAAGUGAGAGACUAGUAAUAAAUAAAGCUGGUGGAGAAUUCCUGACACCAAGAUGGCAGAGACAUGACCAGAUGGAAGCUGAACCUAAAGCAAACAUUCAGGAGCUAGGGGAGAGAAACCUGAGAGAGACUGCAGGUGAGACUUCUUCGGAAGCCCAGAAACCUAUAUGUGAGAACCAAGAGGAGUUAAGAGGCAAAACUGAUGCGGCCACCCAAACAUCAGGGUGGGGGAGCCAGGAGAUGGGCAGGAAUGAGGAUGCUGCAGAGAACCGAGCACUUGAGAACAGUAAUGGGACCAGAGGGGAGGAUGAAGAGGACAUCCAGACCCAAGGGCUGCGGAAGCAGGGGCAGCCUGGAAAUGGAAGUGGGACAGAGACCCAGGCUCCAGAGCAGAGAAAACUAGAGCAGAUUCAAGGUGACACCGGCACAGAAAUCCAGGUGGAAGAGUGGGGAAGCAAGGACAGGGCUGGAGGCAAGAAGACUCUGCAGACCCAGAUAGCGGGGAAAGACAACCUACAUGACGUGAAAAAAGAUGAUGGUAUAGAGACACACACCCUGGAGUGGGGAAGGCAGGGAUGCACUGGAGGUGAGAAAGUGUCAGAGAACAAGGGUCACGGCAGAAGGGAGAAAGCUGGGAAGAUCCACGCAUCCAGGGAAGAGGUCCCGAAACAUAGAAAGCAUGAACUUCAAAUGGGGUUGGGAAAUCAAGGUCUGAGAAGAGAGGGUGCUCGGGAAACCCAGGUAUCUAGAAAGAAGAACCUCAUGGAAGUAAAAGAGGAGGACUGGGUGGUGAUCCAGGCCCUGUGGUGGGAAGAUCACAAACUGGUAGUAAGUAAAAUUGUCAGAGGACCUGAAGUGCCAAGUUGGGGAAAUCAGGAUCAAGCUGUAGGCAAAUGUCUAGCUGAAAUUCAGGCAUCAGAGGACUGGAACCAGAGAAAGGAUGGAGGUGAAGACAGCACAGAUACGUGGGCACCUGAGGCAGAGAGCCAGGGGCAAGUAAGAGGUGAAACUCAUGUAGAGAUAUAUCCACCAUGGCGGAGAAACCAGGAGCAGCUUGGAGGUGAGAAUAGUGCAGACAUUGAGGCAUUAGGGCAGCAAAAACCAAGAGAGGUCGGAGAUGAGAAAGAGGCCUGGGAACUUGGAGCAGAAAAUCAAAGUCACACAAGCAAUGGAAUUAUUGGAAAGAUUCACACACUAGACUGUGAGAAUCAGGAACACAUUAAAGGCAAAGAUAAUGCAAAUACUCAGACAUCCAGGGCUGAGGACUGCAGAGAGUCAAUAGGUAAAACUGAAGAAGAAACCCAGCCAACAGAGUGGGGGAAAGAGAAGCAGCCUGGGAGUGAGAAUGGCACUGAGAUUCAAGCUCUGGAGAAAAGACACCAGAGAGAAUCUGGAGGGCAGGAGGCUUGGCCACGUCAGGAAGAAAGCCGGAGUCAGAGAAGAGGUGAUAAUGAUGGAAAGACCCACUUAUUUGAAUGGAAGAAUCAGGAACAUGUGGGAAGUGAGGAUGAAGCAGAAAUUCGGACACCAGAGAGGAGAAACCAGAGAGAAACCAUAAACAAAGAUGGCACAGAGACCCAGAGCCCUGAGACUGAAAACCAGGAUGAAGUGUGGGUGAGUUAUUCACCAGGGAGGAAGACGUGGGGGCAAACUGAAGGAAAGAAAAAUGCAGAUAACCAGGCACUGGAGAAGAGAAACCAGAGAGCUGUUGGGAAUGAUGAUGACAGAAAGAUCCGGAGACUUAGAGGAGGGAACCAGAAGGUCGUGAAAAGUCAAGUGGAUGGAAGAGCCUGCUCACCAGACAGGCAGCAGAUGGGAGCUGAGAAUGGUGCAGAAGUUCAGGGGAAGAAAGGAGACAGUAGAGAUGAUAAGAUGCAAGCUCCUGGCCAAGGUGAUCAGAAAGAGUCCAGAAAUGGAUGUGAUGGAGACAUGCAGAGACAAGGCAAAGGAAACGAGGGGAAGAGUAGAGAGGAAGACGAUGCAGAAAUCCAUAAUGAAGGGAACCAGACAAAGUGCAGAGCUGAGGAGGUGGGAGGAAGUGAAGGGAACAAGGGUCAGAGCAGAGCCAAGGAUGUUGCCAGAGACAGUGUCCACAUUGAGCAUUCUGGGAGUGAGAUGUCCCCCAUCCUGCCUAACUCCAGACACGGGACUGUGAGACACGAACAGGCAGUGACCUCUGUUUGCUGUCCUGAUAUGACUCCUCUCUCCAAGCCAGGAGAAGUCAUCCUGCUUGCAGGUGGGGAGGGACACCAUUUGGCCAAACAGAGCAGGGCCCCUGCCAGGAGGCACAGAGCGGAGGUCAGCGUGGCCUUCCAGGAGUCCCGACCUAAACCCCUGAGAAGGCGGCACAGGAACAAAGAGGUGGGUCCAGGAAAGGGUUCCAACCUGACUCCAGAGUGCCAGAAACCACAGUCACAGGCUGCUCCCUUGGCCUUGCCUCCUUCUGCCUCCUCUUCUGUCACAGCUCUAGUGGACAUUCCCAUUGCCCACAGUGCCCCACCUAAGUGGCCCAUCCUCAAGAGGAGCCAAAGACUGCUCCUGGAGUCUCUCAUGCGACGGAAGAUUGCACACCUGAAGUGGGGACCUCCCCAGCGGAUCCUAGAGUCCCACUUGCUCUCUAGCUUCUUAGGAACCUGCCCACCACCCUUUGUUGGGAUGAGGCUCCUUGGAAAUAACACAGGCAGGGAGCAACCAGAGCAGCAGGAAGGGCAUCGUGAGGCUCAGGGCUCCACACCAGCUCUGAAAUUCUCACAGAGGCCCAGGAGAGCUUGUCCUCCAGAAAGGAAAAGCUCAAAACUUCCUCCACAGGCCAGAGCCCCAGACAAGCGUGGCUCGUGUGGAACAGGGCCAGUGGGCGUUUCCACUCCUCUGGAAAAGCCCAGGAGAGCCAGACCACCACCAGGGGGCUCCAGAGAACCACAGACUGUCCAGGAAGCGGUUCCUCCUAGGGCCAAAUUAACUGCUCCCAGGAAUCUAAGACUGGCAGCAGAAUCUAGGAGACCAUGUAACCCAGAAAGGGCCAGAGAGCCUUCCAGUGAGAAUAGCAGAGGCAGGGAAACUGUCAGGCCAGGAGCCUCCCAGAAGGCAGCGAGAGCUCCCAGCAGAGUGCAGAUCUCACAGAGUGUGGGCCAUGAACCUCCAUGUCAGGAGCACACAUUCCAGAAGGUCACACUGCCUCCACGGUGCACAUGGAAGCAGCCCACAGUCCAGACACGAAGCCAGGCAUCUGAGGAGGGCAGAGGGGCUGGGCACCAGCCAUCUUUCUGUUCCACAGACACUUUCAACCUCAAAGGGAGUCUCCACUCUGCAGCAUCCAGGCUGGGUACAGCCCUACUAGGUAAGCUCUCCUGCUGCCCACACCUAGCUAAGCCCCAGCACUCAACCCCCAACCUGAGCCAGAGGACUCCUGGUUCUUCGCUGAAACCCCAGGGGAGCAACCCACCUCCGAGGGAGGACAUCAUGACAGUUAACACAUCUUUCAAGAAGGACCCUCAGCCCGUAGAUCAAUGCUGUACUGGGGCAACUAUUAACAAAAUACAGAGGCCUCAGGAUCCAAGGGUUCUGGUGAGACCACAUAAGGCCCCGCAGAAUCCACCAGUCUCCCCAAAGUUUGGUUUUGUGAAGCAUUUGAGGUAUUUUCUGCUUCAACAUGGCUUUAGGAAGUAGAUCACAGACACAGCAUCCCCAGAACAUGUCAGAGAAGGCACAAGAGUGACCACUAAUAAAACUGAUUUGACCAUGUGA
Erinaceus europaeus (western European hedgehog) is the source of this 4751-nucleotide messenger RNA. RefSeq lists its product as uncharacterized. The record is from RefSeq and is a predicted model, not a curated record. The transcript is spliced from 2 exons. Lineage: Eukaryota; Metazoa; Chordata; Mammalia; Eulipotyphla; Erinaceidae. The coding region runs from base 9 to 4673 and encodes 1554 amino acids.